AUAUACUCCUGCAGUCGAGCUGGUACAGCUACAUUUUUCUAUUGUUUUCGACAGCUGCCUGCUUAGUGACUCUUUACAAUUGCUCAUCUAGGCAUUAACAUUUUAUUUUUCCCCUUGCCUUAUCCAAAAGGGUUCCACAAAACUGGAAAUACGUUUUCAACCUGCCCAGUGAUAAAUACCGGAAGGUAUUUGGAUUCGCAACAAAGUGCUCUCUGAUCGCAUGUCAUAAACGCAGCCUGGGCAAUACCCACCAAUGCGCUCACCAUCCUACGAACGAGGACAGGAACGAGUUCCGCCCCCUCGGCAUUCCGUAUCACCUCAGAGAAAAUCCAGGUCUCGGAGUCCUGGUCGAAAUCCGUCCCUCUCACCAAAACCAGACCACCGCAAUGGCCGCCGUUCUAGAAGUUGGACCCGCUCCCCUUCACGAUCUCGAAGCCGAAGUCUGGGCUUUCGACGGGAUAGGAGCAGAAGCAGGAGCAGAAGCGCGAGCAUAAGCCGAAGCCGAAGCAGGAGCAGGAGCAGGAGCAGGAGCAAGAGCAUCCGUCGGUCUCGCAGUCCGGUCAAUUCUCUCCCAAGGAGCUCUAAAAUUGUCAUCGAAAAGUUGACGAAAAAUGUAACCGAGUCGCAUGUCCGGGAGAUAUUUGAGAGCUUUGGCGAUAUACAGAGUCUUGAACUUCCCAUGAACAAAGCGUUCAUGACAAACAGGGGCACCGCCUAUGUAUUGUACCAUGAUCCAGCAGAUGCCGAGGCAGCCAUUGCACACAUGCACGAAGCUCAGCUCGACGGCGCUGUUUUAAAUGUGUCUAUCGUUCUCCCGAGAAGGGCUUUCUCUCGGUCACCUCCCCCUGAACGCGGAAGCAGAGGUAGUUUCGGCCGUCAAGCACCUGGCCGUGGCCCAUCUCGAGGGGACGGUCGUUCCUCUCAACUUCCUCCACACAACCACCGAUCCUCGAGGGGUUACGGUCGUUCGCGGCACAUGGAAAGGCAUGACAUUUACAGACCACGAUCCUUAUCUCGUUCCCGGUCGCCACGCCGUUCCCGUUCACUAGCUUCGGAGUCAGUGUCCCCACCACGCACUCGUCCGCGUGUGGAUAAUUCUCGACACAGACGUCGCAGUCCGAGUUACAGCAGCUAUGGAAGCAGCUACAGUGGCAGGAGUAGAAGCCCAAGUAGAAACAGAGGCCGUGACCGGUAUGAUAAUGGAAGAAUGUAAAUUAUGUUGAUGUGUGGCAUCGAAACUUGGCGGGCUUCUCUGUGCAUGUACCCUUUUAUGUACCUGCAUUUCCUUUCUUAAUAUCCUAGCCAGGCUACCUUCAGAACAAAAAGAAUGAACUGGGAAAGGCCACAAACGCCCAAAGAGGAAUUGUCCGAAUUCGCACAACGUUAUUUGGUGCUGCGUGAUGAUGAUCCGUCCACCCCAUGCUUAAUGCCGCACAAUACCCAUUAAUACGAAAGAGUGUGAUCAGAUAGUCACUUCAAAUUCAAAAGAAUGAACACCAACCAAUAUACAUUGCAGCCAGAUUUUUAUGGUCGGUGGCUUGCAUUAUCAGUUCAUCCACGUGGCCAUCAACGGACAAGGGAACAGACUCCCCGGGUAACAGGCCUCGAAGUUUGUUGCGAACAUUCUCCAAAACACCUGCAGGUGUUUCUGGAACAUUUGCCUGAGCACGGCGCUUUUUACCAAUGAAGUCCGUUGUCGGAUCAUGCAGGAAUGUUUCCAGGAUUGUCAUGAGUGCAUCUUCGUUCUGGCGCAAUAUGUCGAGGCUGAUUUCACAUGUUUUACGAAAUGGCCCUACCAAUUGGGUCAGUCAACGUCCUAUAUUAGGCUGGUAACUUGUGUGACUCUGGGUCGAGGGCUUUUGCAUACCAUUAUAUCCGUAAGCACCAAA
Messenger RNA from Aspergillus candidus, 1889 nucleotides. RefSeq names its product RNA-binding protein with serine-rich domain 1. Bases 254 to 1213 code for a protein of 319 amino acids. The transcript is spliced from 4 exons. Lineage: Eukaryota; Fungi; Ascomycota; Eurotiomycetes; Eurotiales; Aspergillaceae. Gene Ontology annotation, biological process: mRNA splicing, via spliceosome. The record is from RefSeq and is a predicted model, not a curated record. Gene Ontology annotation, molecular function: RNA binding. Gene Ontology annotation, cellular component: ASAP complex; nucleoplasm; cytoplasm.